Messenger RNA from Rhodofomes roseus, 381 nucleotides. RefSeq names its product vacuolar protein sorting 55 superfamily protein. Gene Ontology annotation, biological process: late endosome to vacuole transport via multivesicular body sorting pathway. The transcript has 3 exons. The record is from RefSeq and is a predicted model, not a curated record. Gene Ontology annotation, cellular component: Vps55/Vps68 complex; endosome. The annotation marks the transcript as partial. Lineage: Eukaryota; Fungi; Basidiomycota; Agaricomycetes; Polyporales; Fomitopsidaceae.
CUUGUAGCCGUGAUUCUCCUAUCCUUCGUGCUUGCCGUCGGGUUCCUGCUCAUCAUCCUCUCGUGCGCGCUUUGGGCGAACUGGCUUCCUCUACUUGUCGCAUUGACAUUUGUACUCGCACCCCUACCCAACGCGUUGUCGGCGAGCUGCGGAGGUGACGAGUUCUCCGCGGAUUAUGAUGGUCCAGGACGCGGCGACCUAGCUCGCUUUAUCACCUCGACUAUCGUCGUAACCGGGUUCGCCUUCCCUCUCAUCCUCGCCCACGCAGACGUGAUCCGCCCGGGAGCAUGCGCCAUGUCGAUCAUUGGGGGAGGAUUGGUAUAUGGUACUAUUCUAGCAUACAGCGCUGCGUUCAGACAGGAAGACUCCGAGUAUGACUAA